Molecule: messenger RNA, 348 nt
Organism: Rotaria sp. Silwood2
Lineage: Eukaryota; Metazoa; Rotifera; Eurotatoria; Philodinida; Philodinidae
Source: the annotation of a GenBank genome assembly
AUGACAAGAUCUAUUCUUGAACAUUUGGCAAAUGAAAUGAUUUAUGAAAUAUUUGAAUAUCUUGAUGAUUAUGAUGUUUAUAAUGGUUUUUGUUAUCUUAAUAAACGAUUUCAACAUUUAGUUCUUUAUUCAAUUUUUCCAAUUACAAUUAAUACACCAGCUGUGUCAAAAUCAAAUUUUCAAGAUUAUUAUAGAAAUAUAGUUAUUCCAAAUAAACAUCGAAUUAAUGUACUUUCUUUAUCAAAUCCAUUUGCUGUUGAUAUUGUCUUAUCAUCACCUCCUAUUAUUUCAGAUUUUGUUCGUCUUGAAACAUUAAUUCCCAUGUCGCAAAAACCAGAUCAUUAUUAG